Rattus rattus (black rat) is the source of this 1225-nucleotide messenger RNA. It is a transcript of the gene Commd6, whose product is annotated as COMM domain containing 6. Lineage: Eukaryota; Metazoa; Chordata; Mammalia; Rodentia; Muridae. The transcript is spliced from 4 exons. Gene Ontology annotation, molecular function: NF-kappaB binding. The record is from RefSeq and is a predicted model, not a curated record. The coding region runs from base 129 to 455 and encodes 108 amino acids.
CUUCUUAGAGUGGGGGACCACGUCUUUGGCCUGUCUCCCCAGUUCUCUCUCAGUAUCUCCUAAAACUGAUGUUUAAAUGGGAACAAACUAGAAUUACAUAGAAACCUAUUUUCCUCUACCUAGCGUGAAUGGGCGGGGCCUCGGGCCGGAAGCGGAAGUGCUGGCCCGUGCUUGCGACUUCCACUCUGGCCAUGGAGGAAUCUCAGUACCGGGAGCCGGUGCUGGACGCCAAGUCGGAGGUCACCGGCCAGCUUGUAGAUUUUCAGUGGAAACUGGGCAUGGCUGUGAGCUCCGACAGCUGCAGAUCUCUCAAGUAUCCGUACGUGGCAGUGAUGCUGAAGGUGGCAGAUCAUUCUGGCCAAGUGAGCAGCAAGUCCAUCGAAAUGACAAUCCCACAGUUUCAGAAUUUCUACAGACAGUUCAAGGAAAUUGCUGCUGUAAUUGAGACUGUGUGAGAACUGAUUCAUGAUUCUAAAGUGAUGGACUCUUCCUUCCAAAAGAGCACUGCAUAUGGACCACAGGAUAUUUAAACAGUGAAAAUUUGGCUUCUCGGGUUGGAGAGAUGGCUUGGAGGUUAAGAGCACUGGCUGCUCUUCCGGAGGUCCAAGGUUCAAUUUAUAGCUCCCAUAUGGACGCUCACACCUGUCUGUAACUCCAGUUCUGGAGGCCCCGACACAUGCAGGCAAAACACCAAUGCAUAUAGAGUAAAAAUAAUUAAGAAAAGAAUUUCGGGCUGGAGAGAUGGCUCAGUGGUUAAGAGCACUGACUGCUCUUCCAGAGGUCCUGAGUUCAAAUCCCAGCAACUACAUGGUGGCUCACAGCCAUCUGUAAUGAGAUCUGAUGCCCUCUUCUGGUGUGUCUGAAGACAGCUACAGUGUACUCAUAUAUAAAUAAAUCUUUUUUUUAAAAAAUGAUUUCACUUCUAAUUUUUAAAAAUAAGUUUUAAAAAAAUCAGAUAAACCCUUAUUUUAGAGCUGACCAAUAUUUAGCCUGGUCAGUGAGCUAAAAGUGAGUAUGUUGACCACUAAUGUGUAUAAAUUAUGUGUUAUAUCUUCAUAAACAGAUGAGUAGGGAUAUUAUUAAGUCAAACACAGUUCUGUGUAUUAGAAAAUUUUCAAAUCUUACUGAUAACAACUAACUAUAAAUAAAAUCUUGUCUAGAAUUUAUAUGAAGUUAAGAAAGUAAUAAUUGAUUAAAACUGCUUUACAAAUUCAGUUUUAUGACA